UAAUAACAAAAAGAAGUCAGCUGUAGCUGUCAAAAAUGAAAGCAAAAUAAAACUGUUUUAAAUUUUUGCACAAUAAUUGCUAAAAAUCAAAUCUGUUCUAAAUCCGAAAAUGUGUCACAUGUAAUUGUUAUGUAAAUAAUUAUGUUUUAUGAAAAAAAUAAUAAUUUUAUUUAAAAUAACAGUGUAAUGCUCGUAAACUUUAACUAAUAACAAAUAUAACCUCAAAACACAUGUACGGUAAAAGUGUACUUAGAUGCCGAGUAGUUAGUUACAUUAGUUUAAGACAUUACAAGAAAAACAAUACUAAGAAGCUAUUGGAAUUUCUAGCCGAAAUGCCGAAAGUGAAUACUCCGAGAAUAUCAGACGCUCAGCGCCAAAGACAACAUAUAUCUAAAAAGUCUGAAAAAUAUGGCCCUAGCACAGUAUAUCUUCAGGUUAUAGGGUCAGGAGCCCGUGGUGCUCCCAAUACUCUGUACCUUUUCACUGACCAGAAACGUUACCUGUUCAACUGUGGUGAAUGCACCCAGCGUCUUGCUCAUGAGCACAAAGUGAAGCUGUCACGGCUGGAACAUGUAUUUGUGACCAGCAAAACAUGGCGUAACAUUGGAGGGCUACCAGGCUUGUCCCUUACACUGCAGGAUGUUGGUGUACCCAACAUUACAUUACAUGGUCCUGAGGGAUUAGAUGAACUGUACAGUGCUACAAAAAGGUUUGUCAUAAUGAAAGAGAUGAAUGUAACAAUGGCCAAGUGCAGUCCCAGUGAAGACUUCGAGGACAAUGUUAUGACUGUGAAAUAUGUAUUAUUAGGACCCCAUGAUAGUCUAUUAGGUAAAGAAAUGAAACCGGCAGCAAAAAAACCCAAACUGGACAAAUCUGCAGACAAGGAAUUUGAAGAAUUUACUCGCGAUGACACAGACUACUACAGAAAUGACACACAGAACCAUGAUUCAGAUAAAACUAACAGAACAAAAGAGAAACCCAAAGUGAAAGAUAACUUAGAGAAAGAUGCGGUGAUGAAGAAAACAGAAAAAGUAUUGCAACAAGUACAGAGAAAGAGCCACUGCUCUGUUGCAUAUAUUUGUACUUUAAAGAAACGUCUAGGCACUCUGGACCUGGCGAAGUGCGUGGAGUUCGGCGUGAAGCCGGGUCCGUUGCUCGGUCAGCUGAAGAAUGGGCAGGACGUCGUGCUGCCGGACGGCACGCUCGUGCUCAGCAAAGAUGUGAAGACGCCCGACGACCCCGGUCCUGUCUUCAUUGUGUUGGAGGUGCCAGAGCUGUCAUACUUGAAGGAGUCGGAGUUCUCGGCGCAUUUCGAUAACGGCACCAACCCGCCGGAGAAUAUCCCGCGUCUCGUCGUGCACUACACGCCGCCGCACGUGUUCAACCAUCCCACUUACCGCGCAUUCAUGGCGAUGUUCGGUCCCACCACGAGCCAUCUAGUGCUAAACACGCAGAACUCGUGCCUAGGCUCGGAGGCGGUGCACCGCACUCAGCACAAGCUGCACCUACUGGACCCGGACAUCUUCCCUCUGUUACGAGAUGCCAGCGUGCCCGCCGUCUGGAACGCACAUCCGCCGCUACCGAACACCGAUAGUCCCACACGUUUGAAGGGACUCGAGGAGCUUAAGAAUAAGAUUGCCCUCGCGCAGUUCCAGAAUAUAAUAAACAUGGAGGGCUCGUGUAAGGGCGACGGGGAACACUCCGUCGGCCACGACGAUGACAACAAGUUAGAAAUAAUUGCUGGCCGCACACUCACCGUGUUCCACUUGAGACCGAAGAAGUCACUCGACAGGUCUUUGGAACCGAAGCUGCACAUCCAGGACUAUAUCCAAGAGACAAUGGACGUGGACGGGUUUGUGGGUAGCCUGGAGCACUUUAGGCAGCAGGUGGACAGCAUGAGAUACGUCAAGGGCAACGCGAAGGAGUACCCCAAGGUGGUGUUCCUCGGCACCGGCUCCUGCAUACCGAGCAAGACGAGGAAUACCAGUGCUAUCGUUGUCCAGAUUGAUGAGAACCGUUCAAUCCUGAUGGAUUGCGGUGAAGGCACAUACGGCCAGCUGGUUCGAUUCUAUGGGCCGAAGCGUGUCGACGCAUUCUUGAGAACGCUGAAGGCUAUUUACGUGUCACAUCUACACGCUGACCAUCACAUUGGUUUGAUAGGCGUGCUGCAAGCAAGGAGGCAAGCGUUCGAGGAUGUGAAUACGGAGCAGGUGGAGCCGGUGUACCUGCUGGCGCCUGGGCAGAUCGUAACCUGGCUGUCACUGUACGAUCAACAGUUCGAGCGGAUACGGCCCGACUUCACGCUCAUACCCAACCAAACCUUGAUACAAGACGCUGUAAAUCGGAACAAUGAGAUGACAUCAGCCGUGCUGGCCAACAUCGGCGUGCAGCAGAUCCGGACGUGCUUCGUGUCCCACUGUCCCAACGCAUUCGGGGUAGCUGUCGACAUAGACGGCCAACACAAGGUCACGUACUCCGGAGACACUAUACCAUGUGAUGAACUUGUUAAGAUAGGCGAGGACUCGACGCUGCUGAUCCACGAGGCGACGAUGGAGGACGAGCUAGCGGAGGAGGCGCGUAUCAAGAUGCACUCGACGACGUCGCAGGCCAUCGAGGCCGGCCGCCGCAUGCGUGCCAAGUACACGCUGCUCACGCACUUCUCGCAGCGGUACGCGCGCCUGCCGCGCCUCAACCACCACAUACUCAACGAUAACCACACUGUCGGCAUCGCCUUCGACAAUAUGCAGAUUACAAUGAGCGAUAUGGAGCUACUGCCGCACAUGUACGCCCCACUACAGCUGAUGUUCGCCGAGCACUGCGUGGAGAUGGAGUUGAAGGCGGCCCACCGCGCGCGGCAUCGCGACCGCCCCUCCCCGCCCGCUUCACCUGCCACCUCCCCCGCCGCAAAGUGCAGUGUCCAAUGCCGCAGAGUAUCCGCGUGGGCGGCGGCGGCUGCUUGCCGCGGCACGGAAUCCUCGCCGCCGCGUACGCACGUGCGCUACAGGGAGAGCAAUGCUUCUAGACUAAGACAAGAAUUAAAAGGCAUGGCGAUCACAGGUCUAGUGAGACGGCCGCGUAGCGACUCUUCGUCGCCCAUGAAGACACAGCCGAGCACGCCUAGUCGAACUACGAGUAAGACAUCAAAUGCGAGCAGAGAACAUUCUAAUCGGAGUAAAGUAACAUCAAAUAUCCCGUCAGGAUAUGUCAUAGAUAGUCGUUCGAAAACAAUAAAUACUGAAUGUCGUGGUCCCUCCAGAGACAAGGUUUCAAAUGGAACCGUCAACGGUUAUGGAAAACCUUUGGUGACGUCACUCAAUAAAAAGCUUACCAUCAUGAGAGAUACGCCAAGAGCUGUGAACGCAAGUAUCAGCGAUAAGAAAAGUCCAGUAAAUCGACGCAGAUCUCCCAUUAAAUCCUGGAGAGUAAGUCUUCCUAGAGUAGACAUUGUGAGGAGCGUACUUUUGCACUUGAUAUAUUGGAGGUUGGCGCGCAUCGUGUCCGCCCUGUUCCCGGGACAGUCGCUCCUACUGUUUACAAUAAUUGCUGUUGGUGUUUUGUUUUGGACAGCUGCUAAGGGCACCGCAUUUAAGGACAAGUCGCCGAGUUACCUUACUAGACCCAAUGCAAAUCAACCAAAACCGGGUGUAAAGAGUUUGAUGGAGAAAGCACCGGUGCCGAGCAAACCAACAAGAACACAGUCACCGUCUCUCAACAGAUGCAGUAAUAGUUCAAGUCGGCAGGUCAAAUCGACAGAUGACAAACAAGAUUCAAGAGGAUCUACAUCGUAUAGCAAGAUGAAGACAACGAAGCUGUCUUAUCAGAAAAACUGUAUUUCAGAAUUAAAUCAGAAACAACCGAACAAAUCCACGGUGAAAGUGCCAGUAAAAACAGAUUCAAACAAAGAGUCGCCAUGUAUGAAGCGUUUAUACCCCGAUCGCAGAGACCGGAUUCGGCCCAAAGAAAAAUUUGAAGCACCUAAGAACGAAUCAGUGCUACUCCGCGAUAUACUCACGGAGCUUAAGCAACCGUUGUACAAAGAUUUACCUUCCAUGGGAAGGGUCGGCUCUGGAAUUUGUAGUAACAGAAGUUUCAAGCCGCAACUGGAGGACAUAAAAAGUUCUUAUUUACUAUUAAACCAAAAGGGACAAGAUGAAAAAGCUAAGGCUAAUGUGAAUCAGAAAAAACUUAAAGAAGUUUCUAUAGGAACAAAAACAUUUAUGGAGGAUCAAAGAAGAAAACAGCUAACAGAAGUAAAGCAGAAAUUUCAGAGCCAACAGUUCUGGGAUGACUCAAGAUAUGAAAAAAUUGAAGGUUUAAACUGGAUCUCAUGGUAAUAAAUUUCAAUAAAUUAAUAAAGUUUUGUAUAUUAUUUAUUAUAAAUUUAAAAUUAAAGUAACACUGCUGUUGUGUCUAAUGUUAAAGUUUAGGAG
This is a messenger RNA of Galleria mellonella (greater wax moth), 4430 nucleotides long. It is a transcript of the gene RNaseZ, whose product is annotated as ribonuclease Z, mitochondrial. The record is from RefSeq and is a predicted model, not a curated record. The transcript is spliced from 29 exons. Gene Ontology annotation, molecular function: 3'-tRNA processing endoribonuclease activity. NCBI's taxonomy places the organism in Eukaryota, Metazoa, Arthropoda, Insecta, Lepidoptera, Pyralidae. Gene Ontology annotation, cellular component: mitochondrion. Gene Ontology annotation, biological process: mitochondrial tRNA 3'-end processing. Bases 231 to 4334 code for a protein of 1367 amino acids.